UUACAUAAGCAAAGAAAUGAAGAAUAUAUUCACAUUUAGGAAGCUGAAAAGAUGCAAAUUAAACGAUGGCGAUUAAUUUAGUGAUCGAUUAAUAAUCACUUCUUCGAGUAAUUGUUUCAGCUCUAUGGUUAAGUUAAGGUUAGGGUUCCUGAGGCCAACAUCCCAUUUUCCCAUUCAAAGCAUGAGCUGUUAGCCCUUUCAGUCACAGGUUGACCUGCACUGCACAGUAUAUAAUCCUCCAUCUGUCCAAGCAGGAGACAGUGACAACCAUAAUAAUUAUUUUAGCUCUCUAUUUGAAGUGCCAGUUUUAUAUAUAAAAAAAAAAGUAAGCUAUGAAACAGUAAUACUCACUGAAUGAACAGCAAUUUUCUUGAUUUUUUUGCCUGAGGAGGAGGAGGAGCCUGUGGUGGGAAACUUUGCAAACCCCUGAUCAGGUUGAGGAGUUUUUGUUUUAGUUUCAUUAGAUUUCAUUCAUACUCACUGACUGCCUUUGUCUCUUUUGUACAGGGGCGUCCUGUAAGUCCUGACAGAGAAGAGGAGUCGUCUUUGCCAUAGCAAAGUCCACGUCCCUCCUGCCACCACCUGUUUACUUAUCACUCUCAAUCUCUCCAUAUCCCACAUCAUCGAUCACCAUGACAACCUCAGCCCUGCGCCGGCAGGUGAAAAAUAUUGUGCACAACUACUCAGAAGCGGAGAUAAAGGUUCGUGAGGCCACCUCGAAUGACCCGUGGGGCCCGUCGUCAUCUCUCAUGUCCGAGAUUGCAGACUUGACUUUCAAUGUGGUGGCAUUUGCUGAGGUCAUGGGCAUGGUUUGGAAACGCCUCAACGACAGCGGCAAGAACUGGAGACACGUUUACAAGGCCCUGACUCUGCUGGAUUACCUGUUGAAGACAGGAUCAGAGAGAGUGGCCCAGCAGUGCCGUGAGAACGCAUUCACUAUUCAGACACUGCGGGACUUCCAGUACGUGGACCGCGAUGGCAGGGACCAGGGGGCCAACGUGAGGGAAAAAGCACGCCAGCUUGUGUGUCUCCUGCGAGAUGAGGAGCGGCUCCGCCAGGAGAGGAGUCAAGCCCUAAAGACCAAGGAGCGAAUGGCUGGGGGAGGCAGUGGAGGAGGAAGCGGAGGCGUGUACGGAGGCAUACCUCCAUCCUACCACCCAGGCAGGCGAACGAGCCAGCCCAGCAUGGCUGUGCUGUACGGAGAGGAGUUGAGCCGCUCCAGAGGCUCCCCGUCCUCCUUUAACUCCUCAUCAUCAUCUCCUCGCGCCGCCUCAGACCUGGAGCAGGCUCGACCUCAGACCAGUGGCGAGGAGGAGCUGCAGCUCCAGUUGGCCUUAGCAAUGAGCAGGGAGGAGUGUCAGAAGGAACAGCGCUGUCGCCAAGGAGACGAGUCUCUGUUACAGAAGGCCCUGGAUGAGAGCCGGAGAGAGAGCCAGUCAGAGACACAGGAGUCAGCCAUGUUGGACCUUGUGGACAUAUUUGGCCCAUCGUCUGAGCCCCCACCUCCUCCCGGUGACCCUUGGAACUCAGCCCAACCCACCUGUGACAUCACCUCUGACCCCUGGGACUCUGUAGUUCACUCCAGCAGUCCUGUAGUUGGUAGCCCGUGGUCUGCUCUUCCUCCCUCUUCCUCUAGUGCAUCCAAUCCCUGGGCCCCAUGUGCCAACUCGCACACAGACCCCUGGGAAGGAGCACCAAUCUCCUCCAGUCCUGUAAAUCAUGCAAGCGACACUCCAGCAGAAGAAGGUGUUGAUGGGACCGAUCCAUUUGCACAUGAGGAGGAAAAGCCUAAACAGGAAGUUCCACAAGUGCCCUCUCCCCAACCUGCAAGCCCCACAGAUGCAGAGGUGUUUGGAAUGAAACCAGACUUAGAUCCAUUUUCUGGAGCAGAUUCUAAACCGGAUGCGUUUGGGGCUGAUCCUCCUGGGAAACCACAGGUCAAUGGACGGGAGUCUGCCAGCCCAGAGAUGUUUGACCUGUCCCGGCUAGCACCUCCGCUCAGUGCACCACGGGUGUGUCGGACCCCAGAGACCUUUCUGGGACCUACAGGGGCCUCGCUGGUCAACUUAGACGCUCUGAUAACCUCCAACCCCCCAAGCAAAAUGCACAAUAAUCCCUUCCUCUCAGGUCUGAGUGCUCCGUCUCCUACUAACCCCUUCCUCUGCGACCAGCCUCGCCUUACCCUUAAUCAAAUGCGACCAUCCUCCACCUCCCCACUGCCCCCUCACAUGCUCUCCUACAGCCCGUCCCUGCCUCUGCCUCUUCACCACCAGCCCCCCAUCAUCCCCUCGUCUCUCACACAACCACCUGCAGGACUCCUGGACCUUCCCUCUAACCUCCCCCAACCACUGCUUCCUCUGUCUCCACGGCCGGCAGCUCACACUCAAUCACAGACACAGACGUACAGCCACAACCCCUUCCUCUGAGACUCCAUCUUCACCCUUCAACCUCUGGUCCGCAGCGGGGGACAACCACAUGGGCUCAUUUCGGAUCAGUUUGUACUGACGACAGUGAGACUAGUUUAAAUGAACUCGAUCCCGGUCUGAUGCCAUUAUGCACACGCGAAGCAGAUAUAAACUCUUGGAUGAUUGGAUGUAUCUGUGUCUGCCUGAAGACACGUCAGCUGCUAUAUUACGUAAACUCUUGAAGAAAAGCUUAGACUCGCGCACACACAGUCACACACUCAGGCAUACUUCAGGGUGCACAGACACACACGUUAUGCACAGAUACAAACACAGACUUAACAGGGUGCAUCUCUACAGUCCCUUCAAUGCCUUUUUUUCCCCCGGUUUUAACAGUGACAAUACCACGCACCUUCUCACCACAGACACAAUGUGUUACAAUGUGAAAGGGAAGGAAGCCACACACUGAUUGUUCACCUAGUUUCACCAGGAUCCUCACCGCCGCUGCUUCACCGACAAAAGCAUGAAUGCAUCCCAACCUUUAAGACUCUUAACUAUUCUAUUCUGCUGAGCGCCUGAGAUGAGAUCUUCUAAUAAAUCCUCCUCUUCUGAUGA
This is a messenger RNA of Solea senegalensis (Senegalese sole), 3017 nucleotides long. RefSeq names its product epsin 3b (gene epn3b). The transcript is spliced from 11 exons. Bases 633 to 2426 code for a protein of 597 amino acids. Gene Ontology annotation, molecular function: phospholipid binding; clathrin binding. The record is from RefSeq and is a predicted model, not a curated record. NCBI's taxonomy places the organism in Eukaryota, Metazoa, Chordata, Actinopteri, Pleuronectiformes, Soleidae. Gene Ontology annotation, cellular component: clathrin vesicle coat; plasma membrane; endosome. Gene Ontology annotation, biological process: endocytosis.